AUUCACAUGCUUAGACUGGGCCACAGGGUGUUCGUGUGUAGUUGGGAAUGUUUCCACACAGUCAGGCACAGGGCAGGAUUACUAUAGAAUGUUGGCGAACUAUCGUUGUGGAGGGGGAAAAACACGUAGAGCUGAGUCUGCGCGACGCAGGGGAUCACUGCCUACGAAGUUUAUCGGGCAAGACUACACCGACAAAUCCUAGGACACAUUCGACCACACUGUAGCCAUAUAAUUCAUGGAAACCUUCUGAUGGAUGCUGUCUAGAAGCCCUGUUUGAUUUAGUUUGUGAUUGGUAACAGCGAAAGUUUUCGAAGGAGGAGGGAUGUCGGAAUUUCUGCCAUACCCUUACAGAGGGCCCGGAGGUGCUUUGAUGCGCUUUAAGAAAAGGAAGUCACGGUUCACGUUCCAAGAGGUUGAACUUCUGCUCAGCGAGGUGCAGAAAAAACGGCAUAUUCUAGUUGGAAAGUUCAACAGGGGCAUUUCGAAGGAACUGAAAAACCGCACUUGGGCGGAUCUGACAGCACGUAUCAAUGAGGUCAGUGAGUGUCACAGAGAAAUUAUUGAAGUCAUCAAGAAAUGGGCAGACCUCAAAUGCGACACCAAACGGAGGGUGGCGGCCAUGAGGGCAUCGGGAGCCACGGCUACCCACAUCGCACAAGAGCUGUCACCCAUAGAAACCAUGGUGCACCAGAUCCUUCAGAUGUCUAACCUUAACAAAAAUGUGAGCAGUUUGGCAAUUGAUGACCAAAUGGAUGACGAAGACGAAGACAUUCCAGGUCUCUCUGAGAUCCCACAUAGCUCGUCACACAUGGCAAAUGGCGGGCCUCAUUCGUUUAGUUUACCAAUGCCACCUCCUUUCCUCACUAGUAUCCCAAGCAAAGGAGAUAUGGUGCUUCCCACACACAUGAUGUUUAGCGAUUCAGCAGUGCCUCUUAUAGACCUCCAGACUGGCGCGUCAGAAAAGGAAGGUGGUAACAUGCAGUUUAUUGAAACAGGAAACCAACCAAAUCAGAAUCCUGUUGUUAUCCCUGGAUUCCUCAGCCGUCCCAUUGCUGAGAAGAACCAAGUUCGAGAAAAACCUAAUCACAACACAUUUAACGGGCCUUCAGCUGCCAGGACCUCAACAUUUAUUGCACCUUCUGGGGCCGCCUCAUCAUCACGUUCAGCUCCUGUUCGAAUCCCUCCCCAACCUGCUUCCGUGGAACCCCGCAGUCUGCAGGAACGUCUAUCCCAGAGUGCCUCACUCAGCCUGCAGGAACAGCAGGGCACCACACUGCUGAUAGGGUCGCUGUCUCGCUCGCUGGAGUCGCUUGCGGAGUCAGUGCAGAAAUUAGUCCACACCCAGCAGCAGUAUUCACGUGACACCUUACAACUGCAGCGUGAAACACUCCACGUCCUACGUGACUUCUCCUCCAACGCCUUGACACUCCUGCAGGACAAGUUCAACGGACAUCCAUAGCUUCUGAACACCGCAACGCUAUCGACUGCUACAACUGGGAGCAAGUUACAUAAGCGGUGAAUGCUAAUAGCACAGAAAAUACAAUAAGCUGAGGAUAUUGUGACACUAGAGUAUAUGGCAAUCUUUAAAUAUCUUAUAUAUUGAGUUACAGAGCUGACAGGACUAAAAAGUUUUCCCUGUUUAUAACCUAAUAACCAAAAUGAGAAGCAUUGGGAGCUGAAAUAGGUUCUUUGUAGAGUUCCUCAUAUGUACUGAAUGAUAUUUUCAGUAGAUGACUGGGUCUCAUAGACUGUUUGGACCAAUUAUGUGCUGUUAUACAGGUAAUAUAAUAGGCAAAAUGUAUUUAAAUUGACUGGUAAUUUAAGAUAAUUAUACUUGUGGUGCUUUUUAACAUAUUGCGAAGUGGCCAUGAAGUUGGGUGGUUUUAAUUUAUCUAAUCUGAUUUUACAGUCUUCUUUAUUUGGGUUUGUUUUUCUGAAAUUCUUUUAAAUCAGUUUCUGGCUCAAGCAUUGCUUGACAGACCUGCUGUAAAUGUUUUAAUCUUUUAGCCAAUGUGCAUUAUCUGUUAUUAGUAGUUUCUCUUCACUUGACUUUCCAAAGACUCGUUAGUGUGUUUUUUUUUGUUCUCCAGAUGCGAUUUUGAAUAGUGAUUGAAGGCACAUUAUCUUAGAUGUAGCUCCUAUGGACCUGUGUUUGAUCUCCCAGAAAUGAAAAGUCAGCACACUGUCAAAAGAUGUCUCCUACUUUAAAACCCAAUGUCAAAGAUGAAAAUAAAAUGUAUAAUUUGAAAU
Molecule: messenger RNA, 2250 nt
Organism: Rhinichthys klamathensis goyatoka
Lineage: Eukaryota; Metazoa; Chordata; Actinopteri; Cypriniformes; Leuciscidae
Exons: 5
Coding region: 323-1459 (378 amino acids)
Cellular component (GO): nucleus
Source: RefSeq, a predicted model, not a curated record